Molecule: messenger RNA, 1491 nt
Organism: Xyrauchen texanus (razorback sucker)
Lineage: Eukaryota; Metazoa; Chordata; Actinopteri; Cypriniformes; Catostomidae
Product: keratin, type I cytoskeletal 19-like
Exons: 8
Coding region: 66-1388 (440 amino acids)
Molecular function (GO): structural molecule activity
Source: RefSeq, a predicted model, not a curated record
AAAUUAUUAAGCAGCUGCCAAUUCUAUAAGCCACUCUAAGCGCCAGAGCCACAGGCACAGAAACCAUGACACAAACCAUGCGUAAGAGCUUCUCAAGCUCUAGCUCUCGUCCUUUCUCCUCUCACUCCCUCACCGGUGGAUACUCCAGGCGCAUUGCCGUCGGCUCUGCACCAAGUGUCUAUGGAGGCGCAGGGGGUUCCAGCGUGCGUGUCUCUUACGCACAGGGCACCAGGAGCGGUUUCGACCUGGCCAGUGCGCUCGGCGGCGGCGACAAUGGCUUCGGUCAAUCGUUCAACGAGAAGACCACCAUGCAGAACCUCAACGACCGUCUGGCCAAUUACCUGGAGAAGGUGCGCUCGUUGGAGAAAGCCAAUGCGCAACUCGAGCGCCAGAUCCGCGAGUGGUACGACAAGAGUGCUCCUGUCAGCAAAGACUACAGCCAUUACUAUGCCAUCAUUGAUGAUCUCCGCAAAAAAAUCUUCAUCGCCAGCCAGGACAAUGCCAGAAUUAUCCUUCAGAUUGACAACGCCAAACUGGCAGCCGAGGACUUCAGAGUCAAGUACGAGAACGAGUUGGCCAUGCGCCAAUCUGUGGAAGCAGACAUCGCUGGCCUGAGGAAAGUUAUGGAUGAAUUGACCAUGACCCGCUCAGACCUUGAGAUGCAGAUUGAGGGUCUGAAUGAGGAGCUGGUCUACCUCAAGAAGAACCACGCAGAGGAGAUCGCAGCUCUUCGUGCACAAAUGUCCUCAAGCACCGUAAACGUUGAGGUGGACGCUGGACCACAGCAAGACCUGGCCCGUAUCAUGGAGGAGCUCCGACAACAGUAUGAGGGUAUCACAGAGAAGAACCGCAGAGAUAUGGAAUCCUGGUACAAGUCCAAAUUUGAUGAGCUAAACAAGCAGGUGUCCACCAGACAAGAAGAUCUUUCAACAUCACGCAAUGAAAUCAAUGAUCUUAGGAGAACGAUGCAAUCCCUGGAGAUCGAACUACAGUCUCAGCUUAGCAUGAAAUCGGCUCUGGAGGGCACACUGUCAGAGACCGAUUCACGGUACGGCCUUCAGCUCAACCAACUGCAGGGAGUAAUUCACAAUCUGGAGGCGGAGCUUUCCCAAAUGCGCACGGACAUCGAAAGACAGGGCAACGAUUAUAGACUGCUCCUGGACAUCAAGACCAGACUAGAGAUGGAGAUCGCAGAGUACAGAAGACUUCUGGAUGGAGAGGACAUUCAGAGACAGACAGUCAAGGUUGUAGAGUUCGUAAAUACUACUCCUCCUCCCCCCCCCAAACAUGAGCCAGUGGUGACCAAGCGUGUGCGCACAGUAAUCGAAGAGGUGAUUGACGGAAAAGUCGUUUCUCGCACUGAGGAUGUCGAUGUCGUGAGGAAGUAAAAACGGCAGCAUAUAUUUUCGGUCUAAAUAUGGCUAAAUUAUUCCUGUUCACCUCUUGUUAAUCAUACAACAUAAAAUAAAAGUACAAGCUGCGAAAUUAAAA